This is a messenger RNA of Thamnophis sirtalis, 1404 nucleotides long. The record is from RefSeq and is a predicted model, not a curated record. Lineage: Eukaryota; Metazoa; Chordata; Lepidosauria; Squamata; Natricidae.
GUAGCCCCACCUCCUCCUCCCCCCGCCGGAGUCUGUCUUGUCUCGGCUCGCCCGGCUGCUCUCUGGAACUUUGCGCUCGGCUCGCCUUCCCUUUUGCCAACUUUUCCCCCGCCGCCGCUCGACGAGAAGUUCUUCUCCCGCCUUGGCGAAGGGCGCCGCCGCCGCGGGAGAGCGCAGAUCCCGCCAGAGGUGGGGAGGCGGCCCGCUGGGGAGAUGCGGUCGGGGAGUGAUUAGAGCGCGGGGCUCCUUCGUUUGGCCGCCGCCGCCUGCGCUGCAGCAACUUGGAGCGGAGCGGUGGUCGGCGCCGCUGCGGCAAAACCGGCGGAGGAGAAAUUCUUGCUGCUGCUGCUGCUGUUUCUGCUCCUCCUUUAACUGCGCCUGAAGCUCCCGCGCCGCCCGCUCGGUUGCUUUUGCCUUUGUCUGCUAGCAGUGCGAGAGAAAAAAAGAAGCUUUACUUCAUGGCAAGGAGUAAUAUCCUGCAACAGAAAUUGCCCCCCAAACUGGGCAGAAGGAAUCUUCAUAAAUUGUGACGUGCAGACCUUCAAUCAGAUUUUGCUGAAAUGGGUUAUACAGCUCGCAGUUCAGUCCUGGGAUUUAUUCUUAAAUCUACAAUGAUAAAUGGACUUAUGAUUGUUCCUGUUCUUGUGAUGAUAGCUUUUCUUUCGCCGAGCAAGGCUGACGACAAGCUAAAAUUAAUGACCGACUAUGAAUGUGUGUGUGAAGGCAUGUCAUGUGUGAACGGAGUCCGCUGCAGAGGACAUAGGUGCUUCUCCUCCUUGAGCAUCAACAAUGGAGAAAGAGUUUAUCAGAAGGGCUGCUUCCAAGUUUAUGAGCAGGGGAAGAUGACAUGUAGAACUCCUCCAUCCUCAGAUCAAGCAGUGGAAUGCUGUCAAGGGGACCUGUGCAACUUCAACGUAACAGCAGAGCUACCAACGAAAGGGCAUCCAUCUCAAGGGAAAGCUGUGGGUUACACCAUGGAAAUGCUUGUCAUUUUCAUACUGGCUCCCGUUAUGGUGCUGAUCGUAUUUUCGGCAGCAGCAGUGCUGAUCAUCAGAAAGAUCCGGCAGCGCCAUAUGGAAAGGCUGAAUUCAAGGGACGCAGAAUAUGGCACAAUUGAAGGGCUCAUAGCCUCAAAUGUUGGCGAUAACACAUUGGCAGACCUGUUGGACCAUUCCUGUACUUCUGGGAGCGGCUCAGGGCUGCCUUUCCUGGUACAAAGAACAGUGGCUCGGCAGAUUGCCCUGUUGGAGUGCGUAGGGAAAGGCCGAUACGGAGAAGUCUGGCGAGGACAAUGGCAAGGAGAAAGCAUUGCUGUCAAGAUCUUUUCUUCCCGAGAUGAAAAGUCCUGGUUCAGGGAAACAGAAUUAUACAAUACCGUGUUGCUGAGGCACGAAAAUAUUUUAG